This is a messenger RNA of Neurospora hispaniola, 6177 nucleotides long. RefSeq lists its product as uncharacterized. The transcript is spliced from 3 exons. The record is from RefSeq and is a predicted model, not a curated record. Gene Ontology annotation, cellular component: nucleus. The coding region runs from base 110 to 5944 and encodes 1944 amino acids. Gene Ontology annotation, molecular function: ATP-dependent chromatin remodeler activity; ATP binding; ATP hydrolysis activity. Lineage: Eukaryota; Fungi; Ascomycota; Sordariomycetes; Sordariales; Sordariaceae.
AGCGGCAGCAUAAUUAUCAACCCCCAAAGGAAAGGAGUGAAUAUCCGAGUCCUUGAUCCAACACAGAUUGCUUUCAUACUUCAUCGGAAACCCGUCUAGCACCUACGCAAUGGCCGAACUCAACGAAAAUGAGCCGUUCCACUGGGAUGUCGAGCGGGUGGUCAAAGAGUUAUGCACCCCGGAGCGUACAUGGGAUGCGCCUGCUCCGCAUAAGCUGCCCGACCCUGAACGCCUUGCAUUUAAGCUGCGCGAACUCGACAUCGAUGGAGAGACACUCUUGAUGUACCCAGACGAAUACGGUUGGCCCACGUUUUGGGAAAUGCUAGGCAUAAAAAAGCUCGCCCACCAUUUAUCCAUCGGAAAAGCCAUCAAACAGUUUAGGGAGACCAGUACUCUUUACUAUCGACAAAGGAGGGAUAUUGACCUUCCGAAAGGUCUGCUGAGUACGAUUCCGGCCAUCAAGCCGGAUCCUCUGAAUCCCUCUGAGCCGACGCCUCCUCUAGUCGAUAAUUCCAUCCCAGAGCCAACUGCCGCGGCGAUUGAUGGCCCCGUCUCCGAGCCAAGUUCUGCUGGAGUCGGCAAUGCAGCUACGGAUGCAAGGCCUGCUAUAGUCAACAACACAGCUGUGGAAGCGAACUCUGUUAUGCUCAAUGAUGCUGCUUCCGAGCCAACUCCUGGUGUGGUCAGCGCUCCCGCUUCUGAGACCGCUCAUGUCAUGACAGGUUCUGCUGCCGUCGCGCCGACGCCGAUGGAGGGUGUCAUAAGUCAGCACGCCGCCCCUGCAGAGCAAGCGCAGGAUGUUCAAAUGUCCGGUAUCCCUGACCGGUCACCAGAAUCACCAGAGAAGCGCGCUUUAGGCAACGGUCUUCGGCAAGAUACCGAGGAGGCCUCGAGGGACCCGGAGCGCCCUCUUAAAAAGAGGAGGAUCGCUCCCACCAUUGUAUCGACAGUUGCCCCAGCUCAAGCGAGGUCAUUUAUCCCCACAGAAGGUGACAUGUUCUACCACCCUUUGCUCGAUAUUCCAUCCUCUCAGACUGGAGCCUCUCAGACUGGAGCUUCUUUCCGUUCAGCUACCCUUCCAACGAGCACCUUUCUUUCCGAUGCCAACUUUGAUCGGUUUUUGGACGUCGAGGAUUCAAAAUUCAGUUAUCUUGGGUCUUCCGCCUUGCGCUCCGAGGACAUUGCAAGCCUCCCGUACAACUUUGAGUCUGAUGACGACGGCGACGACAAGGAGGCUAGUGAGGAGUUCACUUGGGUCAGGUCUGGUGCGGUACCACCAGCGCGCGCCCUACAGGUGGCUCGGGUAAUGAGAAAAUUCUUCCGUAAACGCAGCCCUUUUGUGAAUGAGGACGAGGAGGUCGUCUUGGACUUUGGAGAGGACGAUGACGGCAUGUCGGUGGAUUCAGAAACAUACCGAGAGUAUGAACAGGAGGAGCAAGAACGGAAAGCUCACCAAAGCAUGCACGGGUCUCUACAGCUCAGUAAAGUGCAGGCUGAGGAGGCCAUAGAGAAUGCUAUCCAGAGACUGCAAGUCAGUUGGGAAACGAUCAAGAAGCCCAAAUGCGAAAGACGGGCCUGGAAGAUAUGGCAAGACGCCCGGCGACACCGUACCCGUUUAAGCCUCAUCACCUUCGCGAAAAACCAGCUCAGAAGCCUCGAAGUCCGACUUGGAAAUAUGAAAAACGAGCUUUUGAAUCAGAAAUGGUUCAAAGAGGACAAGAUCGAGGCCAAAGCUGAAGGGUUUUUGGAAGAGAGUGUCUAUGACAGAAAAUACCAAACUUGGCUCCUUAACUUGCUCGAGAACCCUCAUGAGCCGCCCAAGCCUUCGACGCUUCCCAGGCUAAAGCCGGAACCCAAAAGAGAGAGAGAGACACUCGCAAGCGAUGAAGAACUCUUGACGAGCGAUUCUGAAGAAGAGGACCAGUUUAUCGAGGAUGAUCUUUCGCCAGUAGAUCACAUGGUCAUUGACCCAAAGGAAACUAUCCCAUCUACCCGACCUAGCACGCCUGUCCGCCCCUUGAACCCAUCGACAGAAACAAACCAAAUACCGGAAGAGGAAGAAAAUACCAUUGCUCAACCCUCUGCGGUUGAUGACGAGACAAGGGCAGUGAAUAAGGUUGAACCAACAACACCUCAACGCAUAAUUCAUACAAUCCCAGCAGAACCUAUCGAAAUCUUGUCCUCACCAUCCGACAUGGACCAGCUUGCCAAUGUCCCUCCUCUCACUGAUGUUGAUACCAUCGGCAAACUUGGAACGCAGUUCUGGGCAAAGCACAGGGACGGCGAACGUCUUGUGAUUGCCGCUCUCUGGAGCUGGUCACCUUUGCGGCAGUCGGAAAUUUUUGAUACCAUUCAAGAUCGCGGAGACAAAGAGACAUGGAAGGAGCAUAUUCAACCACUCAUUGACCGAGCCGCUACCGGGAUCUCUAGGAUCGAUGUCGACCCGGACUCGACCAGCCUCAUUCUGGCCCUUUUGUUUCUCACAUAUUCUGACUUUAGCGAAGGACGACUCAAGAUUAGAUCGACUACCCUUCGUUGCGUUACCUGCCAAAAGCUUAACCGGGAAUAUCUGCGGUUUGGAGAGUUUUUCAACUUUUUGCAGGAUUGCAUUCGCUAUUUUCGACCCGAGCCCAAGUCACCCACUCCAAUGGAGAUGACCUCCGCUAAAUCCCCGGAGGCAACUCAAGAUAUACCUAUGGAUAUCACAAGCGAGUCUGAGCAUAUGGAUACAGACUUGGAGGAGCUGUCCUCCCAGUUCCCUCUGUCAUCUGCGAAGAAAGGCCGACGACCCAAACAUGACGAAAAGGCCAAAAAGCUCCGUGUCGAUUCCAAGGCAUUAUUGAAACAAAUGGACGAACGCCGUAAACUAUUGCGGGCCAAACUUGCCGAAACUGGAUCAGUACCGAGUGACAAGUCACGUCUCAUCAUCAAUGAAACCAAAGAAUCCGACGACCUUCCUUUGAUCUACGUUCAUGAGGAGAUUGGAGGGAGGAUUAAGGACCAUCAAAUAGACGGUGUCCGCUUCAUGUGGGACCAGAUCGUGGUUGAGUCAAACUCACGCCAGGGGUGCUUACUUGCCCACACCAUGGGCUUAGGCAAGACAAUGCAAGUUAUCACCUUGCUGGUUGCCAUUGCUGAGGCAUCCCAAUCCGACGACCCCCGGGUAGUUGCCCAGAUCCCCAAGGACCUUCGGGUUGGUAGACCCUUGAUUCUCUGUCCUUCUGGUUUGGUUGAAAAUUGGAUCGACGAAAUCUGUAAAUGGGCGCCAAAAGACAUCUUGGGGACUAUCACCAAGAUUGAUGCAGCGACGGUGCCACCCAGCGAGCGGGUUCUGCUCAUCAAAGAAUGGGCGCGGUCUCGAGGCGUACUAGUCAUGGGCUACGAAUUGUUCAGGUCUCUAGUCUCAGGAAAGGAAGACAACGUGGCUGAACUGCUACACAGUUCUCCAUCGAUUGUGAUCUGCGACGAGGCUCAUCGGUUCAAGAAUAAGACUUCCAAGUUGUACGCUGUAGUCCAAGACUUCCACACCAUGAGCCGUAUUGCCACGACGGGAUCACCUCUGACCAGGAACGUAAUGGAUUACUAUUCCAUGAUCAACUGGGUAGCUCCCAACUACCUGAGUGAUGUGGGAGAGUUUAACCAAAAAUACGCCGAACCCAUUAGCGCGGGUCUACAUGCCGACAGCACUGACGCGCAAAAGAAGCUCGCCAGAGAACGCCUGCAAAUUCUCAAGGCCAUUGUCGCGCCGAAGGUGAACAGGAAGGACAUCCAAGUCCUGGUCGACGAGCUUCCACAGAAAAGGGAGUUCAUCCUCACCAUCCAAAUGACCAAGGUCCAGCGAGAUGCUUACCAAGAAUAUCUGGAGACUGCACAGCGGAACAAGGGAAAUGACCUUUAUCGCACCGCCUGCGUUUGGGGUCUCAUCGCCUCUCUAAAGCUGCUUUUGGCGCAUCCAAAAAUCUUCAAAAGCAAGAUGGAGGAACGCUUAAGUGCUAAUCCAGCACUGGUCAAGGGCAAACAUCGCAUAACAAACGAUGAAGACCCAGAUAGUGAUGAGAAUGAUGAACCACUGGAUUUGUCGCGGGACACGCUAAGGAAUGUUCUCGCCAAGGUGUCGAUCAGGGGCAUCGACGACAUUGUGCAUUCUACCAAAGUCACUGUGCUCUUGCAAAUCCUUAAGGAGUGCAAACAGAUCGGCGACAAGGUACUCGUCUUUUCUCAAAGCAUCCCAACCUUGAACUUUCUGCAGGAUCUGUUCAAGCAGAAGAAGAUCAAUUACAAAAAAUUAGAUGGAAAGACACCGGUCAGUCAACGCCAGGCUGCUGUCAAGGAGUUCAAUGCGGUUGACUCACUCGAUGUCUAUCUGAUUUCUACCAGGGCUGGUGGUGUCGGUCUCAACAUUCCUGGGGCCAAUCGCGUAGUCCUCUUUGACUUUGGCUUCACUCCCGCGGAAGAGCAGCAGGCUGUCGGUAGAGCAUAUCGGAUUGGCCAAGAGAAGAAGGUAUUUGUUUAUCAUCUUAAGGUCGGCGGUACCUACGAGACCGCCAUUCACAAUCUGGCAAUCUUCAAGAGGCAGUUAUCGGAGCGGGUUGUGGAUAAGAAGAAGCCAAUCCCCUCUUCAACCAGGAUGAGAGAGUACUUCAUUACACCCCCUGAGAACCUGGAGCAAAAGGAUCUGUCAGCUGUGAAGGGCCUUGAUCCAGAAGUCUUGGAUAAGGUCCUUGCAUCCGCCGAGGGCAGCAGUAUCAUCCGCGAAAUCGAUUCAACCGAGACUUUCGAAAGGGAGGAAGUGUAUGAGUUCACUGCAGAGCAACACCGCGAGUUGAACAAGCAGAUUGAGCUGGAAGAGCUUCGAAUCAACAACCCUGAGGAGUACAAGCGGCAGAUGUCAACAGGCUCGGGAUAUGCGCUGCCAUCUCUUCCACCAAAUCUUGGUACGCCAAUAUCUACGGGCGGUGAGUCCCCGUCCGCGCUGCUCAAACACGCACAACAAAACACAAAUCACCAACGUCAGCUAAUCCGAAUUUUAGUCCCACUCCACCUCAGAGACAAACAUAACCCAGCAACACCUGGCUCAGCUCAUAGUAUCCCCCCCUCUGCUGCGAACAACAUUUCUGCAAGCACCCAAGCGGGUGCACCAAUUCCACGAGUAGCCUCAACCGCCAUAGCGAGCCAAACAGUUGCGUCAUCACCAAGCCCGGCUAACGGUCAAGUGGCCGCGUUGAAUCCCAUUCUCGGAACCAAUACGCACUACAAGGUGGCCGAGGCUCCAAGAAGGCCCAAUACGCUCAAAGCGCCUGAAAUUAUCCCCAAACCAAGGAAACCGGAGGAUACUACCCCAAAGCUUCUCGAGGCUCUCGGCGAAGUACAUAGAAAGCUUCGGGAUGAGGGUUAUGACAUGUCCAUCCAUCCGCAAGAUCUGGUUAUGCAGAUCAAUUCGGAAUGUGAUCGCCAGGAUAUGGCCGCAGGAACGCUCCCUAGAAUGGAUAAACUGCGAAGCUUGUGCAAAGCGGUCACAGAAAGUACCAGGUUUGGAGAGGCUUUGCUCGCAGGAUACCUCACGCCUAAUGAGGUAGUAGCUAUGGGCAUGGCUCAGAUGAAGACCAAGAUCGCCGAAUUUCAAACCAUGACAGACGACUGCUUCAAGCAAGAGUUGUGGGCGCGUCACAAAGCCAGCCACGCCCCGAAAUCGACGGCCGACGUGACAGUCAAAACCGAGAAAACAAGAAUGCGACCACCUCUUGCGGAAUCUGAUGCUAUAGACGGUAUAGCAAGAAGCAGCAGCACCAGCACGACCACCAAGGCCACUCCUAGCCGAACGUUGACGGAAGACAUUGAACGGAAGAAGAAGAAGAAGAAGAAAAAGGAGGAAAAGAAAAAGCACAAGAGGAGGCUUCAACCGGGUGGCACGGCCGACAUGCCCCUAGUGAUUGAUGACGACUGAAAGUAUCGUUUACCCAUUUUCCUAGAGUCGAUAACCCCUCUAUUUUCCGUUCUGCUCUCUGUCGCCCUCUUGAGAUACCCUGUCUUUUUUUUUUUUUUUUACCAUUACCCUCCAGUCAUUGCUUUGGCGUUCCGGUAACAACCAGCAAGGAUAUUAUCAGCAGUGGGAAGAAGGACGAUGGAGGCAAACAUCAGCAGAUUGAGGACUCUGUCGGUACGGUUCAGGCUUGGACA